GUAGCAGCGAACAUGUACAUGGGUGUGGUUAAGUCUUUCUUACGCGUGUGGUAAAGUCAAUAAAGUUUAGGAUAAGUUUCGUUAACUAACAAGGGACCCAUCUUGCUUGGACCUCAGCAAGAUGCCCUCCAAGGAACACGUAUGACACAGGCUAACAUGGACGUGGUUGUGAGCAAGCAUAUGAGGUGCAAGGUCGACAAGGUUACCGAGAUCUUUUCAACCGAUGUGGACAGAUGGACACUGGUACUUGAUGGUCGUGGACGUACGCCGACAGAGGCUUAUGUACUUCGACUCUUUCAAGUAUCCAAUGGAGACUGAGUCAAGAAAACUUGCUAUGACGCAAGUUGUAAGUGUAGUGACUGGGUACCAGAUCAUACAUGUUAAUACAUGUUACUUAGGUUAAUACAUUUACCAUGUUAUGCUUGUUAGUUCUGAACUACGUACUAUGUGCCAUAUUAUACACGGUUAAACUAUGUUGUUGUGACUAUGAUGGCUGAAUUAUUUCCUUCGUCUCUGCUAGUCUUGUUAGUGUUGCUAUAUUAAUUCAUAAAAGUGUGAAAUGUUAAGAGAAAUGCACAUUGUCAGAUAUUAUAAAUAGCAUGGCACCUGACGGAGCCACCGUUUGUAGGUUGAACUUGUUAGAUACAAGUCGGACCCCUGGACAUGACUUAAUUACCUAUACUGGCUGCAUCUACUGUUAUAUGUAGGCCUUAUUUUUUUUGGGAAUAUUAUCGUAAAUGCUUUCCUCCUACUUGUUUCUUAAUCAGACAUUGCAUCUGGAAUCGUUAACAAUUGGACCCAAGUGGCUAUCCAAGACCACUGCUGAAAGACCACGCUUCUCGUCUUACCCUUUCGAGGAGCUUGUGGUGCCUCAGCAACAUCGGCUAUCGAUGGACUGCGGUGUAUGGGUCUUGCAAUGGAUUAUUAGGGGAGCUCUAUGGGCUAUACACAGUGUGACGACAGUAAACGAUCAAACUAGGAUGCGAAUAGCCGUUGACUUUGUAUUGAGAUCACACAAUGCAAAGAUAAUCGAUGUCGUGGAAAAGGCCAUGACUUUCUGGAGAAAGAAGGUUACGUCUUCGCAACGUGGACGGAAGCGAUAGGAUUAUACAUUGGGAAGAACAUAUAAGUCUGAUGUUGAGGGGACUCAGGAAAUUAUUUUUUGGUUUGCGUGCUCUUCUAAUCGGAACAUACGACCGGUGAUCAUGGACAUUGACACCUAAGGAGCUGUUUACAUGCGCAUCGUUUUUUUUAUAUUUUUUGUCUUUUGUUAGACCAGCAUUAGGGUCAACCUUUAUUUCGCGUGGGAGCCCAUGGCACUUGAUACGCAUAGUAAGAAUGAUAGGAGUUUCCAGCCCAGAUGCGGUUAGCAUUUCUCAAGUCUGAAACCAGUAUCCUGGUUGGAAACUACACUCUCAUUAUUACUAUGAAGAAUGUGACACUGCAUACUCACAAAUGGUGCAGACAAUAUUUUUUUUGACCAUCUUGCACAGUGUACAGGCAGUUAGUUAGUUUGCUCAAAAGUGGUAGCAGUGGUUGGCUGUAAACUUUAACAUUGGUGUCAUCCAUAUAUAUAUAUGUUUGCAGUAUGAAUUAUGGUUACUUUAGCUGAGUUCAUCGUUGAAUGGUUUUGGGCCCAACUUCAAUAAUUUUGAUCACCCUGUAAAAGAAAUAAUAGGGUGUGGAACAAGUUUAAACGCA
This is a messenger RNA of Arachis ipaensis, 1701 nucleotides long. Lineage: Eukaryota; Viridiplantae; Streptophyta; Magnoliopsida; Fabales; Fabaceae. The record is from RefSeq and is a predicted model, not a curated record.